AAAGACAAUGUUGAUCCAGGAGGUGGCUUAGAGACAUUUAAAUACACAAGAAGCAAGCCUUACUGUGUGGAAACAUAAUGGCCCCGAAUUCUAAUACUGCCAUGGGUUGGGGAAAACAAAAGAGAAAAUGCUCCCUAUGCUUCCUUUACUGGCUCCACAUUUCCCAUUCCCAUUCAUUUUGUACUGACAUGCAUGAAGACAAGCGAGGUCAGGGAAAGAGCAUCAGACCCCCAAGAUGUCCAAUUUUGACUUAUACUUUUUUCCUGAAAUGUUACCAGUGAAGCUAAUUCACAACCAGCAAACACACUCUUUGCCAAGGGAGGCACCAGGCUGGAGUGUUAAUGUAUGAAAGACGUGCCCUGCUUGUAAAAUGAGGAAGGGGCAUUCACUGCUCUUACGAAUCAAACAAAAGAGAAAAAUAGGGGCUUUUCCCUGGUAGCAAAGAAAAGCCAAGGAUGGUCCCAAGAAAAGUGAUGGCAGCCCUUCUGGUCCUGUACACGGUAGCCAUGCUGGCUGAACAGAGCGAAGGCUACACUGCCUUUUUUACUCGGGAAGAUUUCAGAAAAAUGCAGGAGAAUGAGAAGAACAAGGCACAGAGGAAAUCCCUGAAUCUGCAGCAGCGAUCAGAACCAAAUGAGUUUCCUGAAUUUUUAGAAGAUGAAGGGCAGAUCAUCAAGCUGUCUGCUCCUGUAGAAAUUGGGAUAUAUCUGAAUUCUAGGCAGCUGGAAAAAUACAAAGAUGUCCUACAGGAACUCCUAACAGAGAUGUUACCCAAUACUCAGAAUGGUACUGUGUGGAUCUCAAAUUUUGUUUCUCCUUUUCCUUGGAAGUUCUUUCUGUGCCAAUAUUCCAGGAAUUGUUUUCAUAUCACGAUUAUUUUUAAAUCACUCAUUUUUAAAAGCCACUUAACAACAUCAUAAAUCUUUCUCCCAUCUGUACCAGUCACAGGCAACAGAAAAGGCUACCCCAACUCAUUGUUAAUUUGCACAAGCCUUCCUCAUUCACAUAGAGGUGUUCAGCCAGAGCUUGGGGCAUUACUUUUUGGCCACAGUUUUCAUAACUGGUUAUGCUGCAUAAGGUAUUCUGGGAGAUGUAGUUUAAAAGGUAGCUUUCCUGAGCUACUUUUCCUGGAGAAGAGACAGGCAUGCAUACAUUUUAAUUAAA
This is a messenger RNA of Anolis carolinensis (green anole), 1164 nucleotides long. It is a transcript of the gene mln, whose product is annotated as motilin. The transcript has 4 exons. Lineage: Eukaryota; Metazoa; Chordata; Lepidosauria; Squamata; Anolidae. Gene Ontology annotation, cellular component: extracellular region. Bases 456 to 920 code for a protein of 154 amino acids. Gene Ontology annotation, molecular function: hormone activity. The record is from RefSeq and is a predicted model, not a curated record.